AUGGUGACUCCCCCGUGGUCAGUCUCACCUGCCUCCCCGCCUGCACCCAUGCAGCACAGCCAUGCACCAGCUCUCACCCAUGCAGCACAGCCAUGCACCAGCUCUCACCCAUGCAGCACAGCCAUGCACCAGCUCUCACCCAUGCAGCACAGCCAUGCACCAGCUCUCACCCAUGCAGCACAGCCAUGCACCAGCUCUCACCCAUGCAGCACAGCCAUGCACCAGCUCUCACCCAUGCAGCACAGCCAUGCACCAGCUCUCACCCAUGCAGCACAGCCAUGCACCAGCUCUCACCCAUGCAGCACAGCCAUGCACCAGCUCUCACCCAUGCAGCACAGCCAUGCACCAGCUCUCACCCAUGCAGCACAGCCAUGCACCAGCUCUCACCCAUGCAGCACAGCCAUGCACCAGCUCUCACCCAUGCAGCACAGCCAUGCACCAGCUCUCACCCAUGCAGCACAGCCAUGCACCAGCUCUCACCCAUGCAGCACAGCCAUGCACCAGCUCUCACCCAUGCAGCACAGCCAUGCACCAGCUCUCACCCAUGCAGCACAGCCAUGCACCAGCUCUCACCCAUGCAGCACAGCCAUGCACCAGCUCUCACCCAUGCAGCACAGCCAUGCACCAGCUCUCACCCAUGCAGCACAGCCAUGCACCAGCUCUCACCCAUGCAGCACAGCCAUGCACCAGCUCUCACCCAUGCAGCACAGCCAUGCACCAGCUCUCACCCAUGCAGCACAGCCAUGCACCAGCUCUCACCCAUGCAGCACAGCCAUGCACCAGCUCUCACCCAUGCAGCACAGCCAUGCACCAGCUCUCACCCAUGCAGCACAGCCAUGCACCAGCUCUCACCCAUGCAGCACAGCCAUGCACCAGCUCUCACCCAUGCAGCACAGCCAUGCACCAGCUCUCACCCAUGCAGCACAGCCAUGCACCAGCUCUCACCCAUGCAGCACAGCCAUGCACCAGCUCUCACCCAUGCAGCACAGCCAUGCACCAGCUCUCACCCAUGCAGCACAGCCAUGCACCAGCUCUCACCCAUGCAGCACAGCCAUGCACCAGCUCUCACCCAUGCAGCACAGCCAUGCACCAGCUCUCACCCAUGCAGCACAGCCAUGCACCAGCUCUCACCCAUGCAGCACAGCCAUGCACCAGCUCUCACCCAUGCAGCACAGCCAUGCACCAGCUCUCACCCAUGCAGCACAGCCAUGCACCAGCUCUCACCCAUGCAGCACAGCCAUGCACCAGCUCUCACCCAUGCAGCACAGCCAUGCAGCCCGCUCAACACUCUCUGAACCCACCGUCCAUCACGCGCAUGGACCGCACUCACCCUGCUGCCCGCUUCUCUCCCUCCCCGCCGUUCUCCCAUGCAUGUGCCUGCAGCUGCAGGCGCUGUUGCGCAUGGGCAUGCCAGCGGGGGUGUGCAGCACGCGCAACGCCACCACGCCACUGCACGUGGCGGCGUAUGGCGGCCACGUGGACUGCAUGUGCCUGCUGGCGGCUGUGCGUGCCUGGCGGCUUGACCAAGCAGCAGUGGGAGGCAGUGAGAUGACUUGCACACCAGGGAAUAGAGCCAGCAGAGGUAGAAGCAGCGGGGGCCAACCCCAAGGCGGUUCAGAUAGUGUGGGAGGAGCAUGCGCGGCGGGCAGGCCAAGGAGGGGAGAGGGGGCAUGGGUUUUGGAAGGAUGGUGUGCUCAUCUUGUCUCCCCUUUCCCCUCUCAUCUCCACUCUACCCCAUCCCUCUUCCUGCCCUCCUGUCCCCAUCCUUCUCCCUCAGGAGAGCCGUACACCAACUGCAACGCUCUGAACCCAUUUGUGCAGUGGAAUCUGCAGCCGCUGCUACCAGCCACUCCCCCCUCCUUCACCCUCACCUCACCACCCCCACCCGCCUUCACGCCGCCAUACGCCCUCUCGUCCAUCUGCUUGUGGACGUCCCUCUCCGCCAUCGCACCUGGUCGCACACAAGCAACAGCCCUCCUGCCACUGCCGCCACACACAAAGCCUGCUGAUGCAGAUGCUGGCAGUGGAGGCGAGAAGGCAGUGGGGGGCGCAGUUGGUUCGAGUCAGGGCGUGCAGGGGGAGUGGGCAGUGGCGGGGUAUGAGGCGAUGCGUGUGGUGCAGGUGGGGGGUGGGUGGCGCCAGGGCAGCUAUGGCCUGCCCUCCUCCCUCGCUGCCUCUGCUGCACCUGCUGUGUCUGGAAGGCAAGGUGACUUGUCUGGAAACCUUUGUUGCACUUCUUUGUAG
Closterium sp. Naga37s-1 is the source of this 2244-nucleotide messenger RNA. NCBI's taxonomy places the organism in Eukaryota, Viridiplantae, Streptophyta, Zygnematophyceae, Desmidiales, Closteriaceae. The record is from the annotation of a GenBank genome assembly.